AUGCCGACUUCCAGUCUACGCUGGCUGAUCCUCCAAUCUCGAGAUCCAAACUACCACUCUGCCUUUGUCUACGCAGUCAAAACAACAAAAAUAUUUUGUCGUCCCACAUGUUCUGCACGUCUAGCUCGCCGCACAAACGUCGUCUUCUAUGACACACCCUUGGAAGCGGCAGCAGCAGGCUUCAAAGCUUGUAAGCGGUGCCACCCGGAGGUGGAAGGAUGGCAUCCAAAGGGCGAAGCCAUGGUGCAGCGUGCAAAGACGAUCAUUGAGGCGAGCUCGGAAGAGAUCCCGCUAAAGACUCUGGCGGCGAAGGUGGGCGUCACGGAAUGGCAUUUUUCAAGGAGGUUCAAGAAGGAAGUGGGGAUUACGCCGAGGGCUUAUUAUGGGGUGGUUUGUGAGCACCGGCGGCGGAAGAGCAUUCCGACGACGGCACAGAUUGACGAUGAUCAUGGAACGGAGGAGAAUACUGAGGAAAAGGUGGAGGCUGUUGGCACUGCGGAGGAGUUGUGUGAGGAGUUCACCAGGGACGAGUUCCGAGAGUUCACCAUGGAUGAGUUCGUGGAUUGGGAUGGUGGGGGCGGCCCGUGCGCUCCUUGCCCAAUUUACGCGACGGAGAUCUGUGCAGAGGUUUCGUUUUGA
This is a messenger RNA of Tricharina praecox, 639 nucleotides long. Its product is annotated as metal binding domain of Ada-domain-containing protein. Gene Ontology annotation, molecular function: methyltransferase activity; zinc ion binding; DNA-binding transcription factor activity. Lineage: Eukaryota; Fungi; Ascomycota; Pezizomycetes; Pezizales; Pyronemataceae. The transcript has a single exon. Bases 1 to 639 code for a protein of 212 amino acids. Gene Ontology annotation, biological process: regulation of DNA-templated transcription; DNA repair. The record is from RefSeq and is a predicted model, not a curated record.